Molecule: messenger RNA, 7542 nt
Organism: Salmo salar (Atlantic salmon)
Lineage: Eukaryota; Metazoa; Chordata; Actinopteri; Salmoniformes; Salmonidae
Source: RefSeq, a predicted model, not a curated record
UCCAAACCCAGCUUCCUCCAAACCCAGCUUCCUCGGUUGUUUUUAGCAUGGGACACCACCACCACCACGGUAAUGCUACCAGCUAGAGACAUACUUCCCUAAAGACAACUGCUUUUAAAAACAUUAACCUAACUCGGAGUAAACACACACCGACAAUGCCAAGGAAAAGGAAAAAUGGGUAUAGCCCAGCGAGAGUACCCGGGUUGUCAAACGAUAACAGUAACAACUACUACCGACUACCGGGAGCUGGUGACGGUGCGCCGCCGCCGCCGAGAAGUGAAUUGAACACCGGGAGUAACUCUCACCACUACCGUAGUACUAAUACGGUCGUUAGAACAAACUCAAUAGACAUCUCCUCUACUUGUCAGGACAAGGACGAGAUAGUGAGGAACAUGCAGGAGAUGUUUUCUCACCUGGACCCAGAAGUUCUGUACAUUGUGUUGGCCGAGUGUGACUUCAAAGUUGAGAAUGCGAUGGAUUCUCUCCUGGAGCUGUCUGUUGCAGCUGAACGUGUUGGCCCCCUCCCUCCCCUCCUCUCUGGGUUUGAGCUCGCCGCAGCUCUCCUCACGCCCCAACACGACCCCUCUAAACCAGACCUUCACCCCCACCCUCCUACAGGGGAGACCGCUGUCCCCCUCUCCCCUCCUCUCCGCAGCGAAAAUGACCGGGACCUGAUCACUGACUUGACAGAAGAGUUUGAUGUUCUGAUCGACCGUGAGCUGGAGACUCUUACCAUACAGCAGGAAGCUGGAGAGAAGAGCCACGGUGAUCUUCACUCCACCUCCUCUUCCUCGUCCGUCUCUUCCCGCUCCUUCCUCGUUCAGCCCCCGGGCGCCCAGCAGCAAGCCCUGCCACAGCUGCACCAGUCCAGCCCAAGAGCCUCAGCCCCCAAGAGGGGGCCCCCAGGGGACCAGCCAUUCCCCGACAGGGUGUUCUCACCUGGGCAGGCUAGUGGACCUCACUCCCCUGUCUCUGGCCUGAGCCUCAGCUUCUCUGGAGGAGCACUGGGUUACCAGCAGCAGAAAUCAUUACUGGACUUCAGCCAUCUGAUUUCAUCGUCAGCCGAGACGGACAGAACUAAACCCAACCUGCCUUUGGACCUGGGGGCCUCCGAUCGCCGCUCUGCAUUCCAGGCGUACAGGAAACUGGACCAGUUCACUGUUUCUCCAGAGGGCGGGCGGACCGUACCACCAGGCGGCAUAGUAACGGGGGCGAGGACGAAGACGAGCGUCUCAGGAGAGGAAGAGCGACUCAACGACUCGUCGUUCUGGAAUGCUCAGGCGCCGGCGUUUCAACCGCAUGUCUACGGAAAUCGGGCAACGGCGCCGUCGUUCAUCGUCCCCGUGGCGAUAAGCCCUUCCAGCUGGCGCACCCGAGCCACGCCCGCCUCACACUGGUUGGCCCAGGGCCCUGUCAGUCAAGCCCCUGCUGGCCCCAGGUCUUGGACAGGGGGUGUGUUUGCGGCCGCUGGCCCCAGAGCACCCCUCCUCUCUGGGCAACAUGGUAGGCUCCGGCUGGAGGGGCGUGUCCUAGUGCUGCUACGGGGAGCUCCUGGGUCGGGCAAGUCCACUCUGGCCCGGGCCAUGCUGGAGCAGAACCCUCAUGGGCUGGUGUUGAGCACCGACGAUUAUUUCUGUCGCCAUGGGGACUAUCGCUACGACCCCUCUGCUUUAGGGGAGGCCCACGAAUGGAACCACGCUAGAGCCCAGGAAGCGAUGGAGGUCUCCUACUCUCCUGUCAUUAUAGACAACACCAACAUGCAGGGCUGGGAGAUGAAACCCUACGUGGCUAUGGCCCUGAGGUAUAACUACAAGGUUUUGUUCCGGGAGCCUGGUACCUGGUGGAAGAACAAACCCAGGGAAUUGGAGAGACGUACUAGGCACAGUGUUAAAGCAGAGAAGAUCCGUCGAAUGAUGGAUAAUUAUGAUCGUCACGUGACCAUUCACUCCAUCAUGGGGAGCUCUCGCCCAAACUACCACCGCAUCAGGAGGCCAAACUACCCCCCAACAGGACCCAAGCCCACCCCAUCAGGAGGCCAAACUACCCCCCCAUCAGGACCCAAGCCCACCCCAUCAGGAGGCCAAACUACCCCCCCAUCAGGAGGCCAAACUACCCCCCCAACAGGACCCAAGCCCACCCCAUCAGGAGGCCAAACUACCCCCCAUCAGGAGGCCAAACUACCCCCCCCAUCAGGAGGCCAAACUACCCCCCCAUCAGGAGGCCAAACUACCCCCCCAACAGGACCCAAGCCCACCCCAUCAGGAGGCCAAACUACCCCCCCAACAGGACCCAAGCCCACCCCAUCAGGAGGCCAAACUACCCCCCCAUCAGGAGGCCAAACUACCCCCCCAUCAGGAGGCCAAACUACCCCCCCAUCAGGAGGCCAAACUACCCCCCCAACAGGACCCAAGCCCACCCCAUCAGGAGGCCAAACUACCCCCCAUCAGGAGGCCAAACUACCCCCCAUCAGGAGGCCAAACUACCCCCCCAACAGGACCCAAGCCCACCCCAUCAGGAGGCCAAACUACCCCCAUCAGGAGGCCAAACUACCCCCCAACAGGACCCAAGCCCACCCCAUCAGGAGGCCAAACUACCCCCCCAUCAGGAGGCCAAACUACCCCCCAACAGGACCCAAGCCCACCCCAUCAGGAGGCCAAACUACCCCCCCAUCAGGAGGCCAAACUACCCCCCAACAGGACUCAAGCCCACCCCAUCAGGAGGCCAAACUACCCCCCAUCAGGACCCAAGCCCACCCCAUCAGGAGGCCAAACUACCCCCCCAUCAGGAGGCCAAACUACCCCCCCCAACAGGACCCAAGCCCACCCCAUCAGGAGGCCAAACUACCCCCCCAUCAGGAGGCCAAACUACCCCCCAACAGGACCCAAGCCCACCCCAUCAGGAGGCCAAACUACCCCCCCAUCAGGACCCAAGCCCACCCCAUCAGGAGGCUAGCCCGUCACAGUAAGUUUCCUCACCACACCCAGGCUGCAUCUCAAACUACCCCCCCCCAACAGGACCUUAGCAUCAGGCCCAAGUCCUCAGACAAGGCCCUCCGCGACCUGGUAGGAGAGCAGCGAUUGGUCCAGGGCUCUGAGAGGUCCUGCCCCCAGCUCUUCUCCUCGCUUCCUGACGUGUCGUCGGUCGGCCUCUCCGGGAGACCCGUAACCCCGGCACUUCGGAAAACACGGAAUUCGGACGAGGAGGAGGAUAUUCUUGAUUUAGGAGCGCUGGUCUCUGAACCGGACACACAGUUGCAACCGGAGGAGGACGAGGGGAAAAGGGGGGAGGAAGAGGAAGAGGGAGAGGGAGAGACAAGGAUUCCCCACUGUCUGGUGGAGUCUGUGUUUAGUGCAGAUCGCGACGAUGGUGACGACGAGAGGCCCGUGGCUUUCUCCGAGUCGAUUGGUCAGAGGGUGAGGAAAGAGAGGAAGAGCAGAACUAGGAAGACGGACUCUGAUAGGCUGGAGCCUGCUGACAUAGCGAAGGACGCUAGCCAUUCAGUGAGCGAGGGGGAUGGAGAGAGAGAGGGUGGAGGAGGGACGUUGGUGGGAGAAAUGAACGAUGGAGGAGAGCAGGUGUGGGAUGGGGGAGAGGGGGUGAGGGGUGGGGGAGAGAGGGUGAGGCCUGAGUUGUUGGAGUUUGUUGGAGACUGGCCUUCAGAGGAGGUACUGGAGCAAAGAAGAAGAAGAGGAGGAGGAAGGAAUGGGAAGCGCCCUGGGAGGGAGGAAGAGGGAGGUGGUGAGGGGGAGGAGGCAGGUCCCAGAGGCAGCCAAUCAGAAGGGCUUCCUGGUAGCGGGCCUCAUGUCACAGAGUUCCAGAAGCUUCUAGAGCUCUUACAGACAGGUGUUGACUCCCACCCUCUGCCCACCUGCCCUUCCCCCAUCCUCUCCCCCUUCUCCCCGAGCUCAGACCAUUCAGUUGAAGGAGGAGAGAGGGGUGAGGCAGGGGGGAGGAGAGGGGAGGCUGAUAAAGACCGAGUCCUGAGUCGGGAGGAAUUACCUGACUGUGUGGUGGUUGAAUCCAACACCGUGGAGCAGAGGGAGGGAGAGACCAUCCAGGUCGCCGUAGAGGGGGGGACGACUCGGGGUUUAGUUGAGGAAGACUUGGUGGAGGUAGAGGGAAGCCAUCCUGGUAAGGUAGAUCGAGGCCAUGUUGGUGAGGUCAGUCAGUGUACUGAUGCUAGUGAGACCAGGAUGGAAGUUGAAGUCGGCCAUCUUGGUGGGGGCAGUCAGUGUGCUGAUAGUGACAGCCAUAUUGGUGAGGGCAGUGUGGAAGCUGGUGAAGACAGCCAUGUUGGUGAGGUCAGUCAGUGUACUGAUGCUAGUGAGACCAGGAUGGAAGGUGAAGUCGGCCAUCUUGGUGGGGGCAGUCAGGAGCGGAAGCAGCAGAGUCGCAGGGCGGGGAAACAGUGCAAACUGGCACUCACCUUCACAAACAACACCCCUCCCUCCCCCAAACCACAGAUAGACCUCGCCCCUGACCUUGACCCUGACCUUGACCCUAAUCUCGACUCUGACCUUGCCCCUAAUCUCGACUCUGACCUUGCCCCUAAUCUCGACUCUGACCUUAACCUUAACCCCGACCUUAACCCUGACCCUAACCUCAACCCUGACCUUAACCCUGACCCUAACCUCAACCCUGACCUUAACCCUGACCUUGACCCAAACCUCAACCCUGACCUCGACCCUAACCUCGACCCUAACCUCAACCCUGACCUCAACCCUAACCUUAACCCUGACCUCGACCCUAACCUCAACCCUAACCUUAACCUUGACCCUGACCUCAACCCUGACCUUAACCCUGACCUUGACCCUAACCUCGACCUCAACCUUAACCUUGACCCUGACCUCAACUCUAACCUUAACCCUAACCCCCACCGCCCCUCCCCUCCUCCGUCAUUGGCCGACACAGAUCGCUCCUCCCAGACCGACCCGCAAGACUUCGCCUUCCUCUGGCGUCUCGACCACAGUCGUCGCGACGACCCAACCGACGCCUCGGGAGACCGCUUUCCCGCUAACGACACCCUCGUCGUUCUCCACGGCAACCCUUCCCGUUUCCUCCCGGAGGUAUCGGCUGCGGUCUCGGCGGGCGUCGCGGUUAACCCUUCCGGCCAGCGAGUGGUGCCGUACCGCGUGACGCACGAGAAGGGGAACCAGGUGGAGGAGAGGGAGCUGGAGGAGGGACGGACCAGGCAGCAGAACCUCUUCAUUCUCAGACGCCAUUUUAAACUGGUCAACAGAGAGACACUGGACGACCUCUAUGACAAGUGUCAGCAGGACCUGGAGUGGACCACUAAUCUGUUGCUAGACUCUGGAGAGAGACUGUUCCUAGAGGAGGAAGAGGAGGAUGAAGAAGAAGAAGAGGGUGAUGAAGAUCUGGACAUGGCCGAGGCGGUGUGUCCGGAGGACGGGACGGAGAGACGGAUUACACCUCCAGGAGAGCAGGCUCCGGCCUCCAGCUGUUCUGAUAGUGAGACGUUUGGAAGAGGGAAGGAGGAAGAGGAAGCGCGGAGGACAGGGGAACGAGUGGACGAAGGGUUAAGGUGGGUUAGCGGACCGAACCAUCCUGUGUCUCGGGGCGGGGGCGGUGGCACAGAGGAGGGAAACUUGGGAGAGCAGGAAGUGGUUCGGGACUCGGAGAACGGAGGGAGCGCGGAGCAGUGGGAGAAAUGGGAGAGGGAGGAGGAGGGAGACGAGGUGACCCAGUCGCUCCUAGCCCAGCUGGAGGAGAUGGAGAGGAGAGAGGAAGAGGAGGAGGAGAGGAAGGAGAAGAGGAGGAAGAGACUCUUGGAUAUACAGAAUGUUGAACUGAAGCUGCCAGCAGAACUGGCCCUGCAACUGGCUGAGCUGUUUGGACCUGUUGGUGUCCUACCAGGUAUGUGUUCCCAUGAUGACUACUCUGUGAAGAUGGAUCUCAACAUGGCCAAACUGCUGCACCAGAAAUGGAAGGACACUGUCCAGGAGAAGCAGAGACAAGCAGCACUCUCCUACCAUCUACUACAAGAGAGCUCUGUCCACUGGGGCGAAUCGCAGACGUCCAAAACCGGGCUCAGGGACGGGUCACGCCCGGCUCACUUCCCUGUUGGUUCGGACGGCUUUGCGUCUCUGAGCGGCCAAUCAGAGGCUCAGGAUGAGUUGCCAAUCGUGGACCACUGGACUAUGUCCCGCCCCCACGUCUCUCUCAGAGACGUCAUGGCUGAAGAACGGGCUCUACAGGAGAAGAUGGAGAGGUCUCGUGGAAGUGGUGUCGACAGGAGAGAUGGAGCCGCCAUGUUGAAGGAGUCUCAGCUCUUUGACCUGUUCCCCAGCAUAGACAGACACUUCCUACAGGACAUCUUCAGAGACCACAAUUACUGUCUGGUGCAGACGGAGCAGUUCCUGAGGUCUAUGUUGGACGAGGGCCCUGUGAGAAACGUUGUGGCCCCAGAACACACACCACGUACACACAGCAAGGACCGAGACAAGAGGCGUGCAGCAGCAGCAGCAGCGCCAGCGGCCCCUCCACAGUCCCUCUCUCAGUACCAGGAUGUUGAGGACCCAGAGUAUGAGGACUUCAGAGCCGAGGCCAGGCUCCAGAAAGGCAAACAGCUGGAGAGCUUCAGCAAGGCUGCGGAGGCUUACAAACAGGGACGCAAAGACGUGGCCUCAUACUACGCUCAACAGGGUCAUCUCCAUGGUCAGAAGAUGCAUGAAGCUAAUCACCGUGCAGCGGCCCAGAUCUUUGAGCGGGUCAACUCCUCCCUGCUGCCUCAGAACGUUCUAGACCUCCACGGACUGCAUGUCGACGAGGCUUUACUCCACCUGUCACAGGUGUUAGAGAGGAAGACCACAGAGUAUCAGCAGGGUGUGUGUGGGUCUCAGCUGUCAGUGAUAACAGGAAGAGGGAACCACAGUCAGGGAGGAGUGGCUCGUAUCCGCCCUGCCGUCACAGACUACCUCCACACACAGGGCUACAGGUUUACUGAGCCUAAGCCAGGUCUGAUGUUGGUGUGUCUGAACUGAGAUGAAGCUGGUCAUGUGACUGACUGUCCUUAUCAAGACACUAAUCUCUCCUCCCCUGGAAUCUACCUCUACCACUUCCUCUCUCACAUACACAAGAAACACACUCCUCUCUCUCUCUCUCUCUCUCUCUCUCUCUCUCUCUCUCUCUCUGUCUCUGUCUCUCUCUCUGUCUCUCUCUCUGUCUCUCUCUCUCUCUCUCUGUCUCUGUCUCUGUCUCUGUCUCUAUCUGUCUCUCUCUCUCUCUCUCUGUCUCUGUGUCUCUCUGUCUCUGUCUCUCUCUCUCUGUCUCUCUCUCUGUCUCUCUCUCUCUCUCUCUCUCUCUCUCUCUCUCUCUCUCUCUCUCUCUCUCUCAUAUUUUAAUUAUUUUAAUAGCUGCCAAAGAAAACGUCUUAACCUCCUUUUUAUGUCUUCACUGUUGCCAGUUUUGUACAAUAUUUGUGUUUUUGAAUGAAACUUUAUCAGGAUUUUACAAACGAUGACAGGAGCAAGAGUUCAUUUAAAUUAGAUUAAAUGUAGAUAUUAAAUGUUGACUUUUAAAAUA